Messenger RNA from Phyllotreta striolata, 3029 nucleotides. Lineage: Eukaryota; Metazoa; Arthropoda; Insecta; Coleoptera; Chrysomelidae. The record is from the annotation of a GenBank genome assembly.
AGUUUUUGUGGCACGUGAUGUAUGAAACACUAAACUUACAUUAUUUGCGCGAUGUUUUUUUCAAUACUGCGUUUAUCCAAUUUUAUAAGGUUACUAAUAAUAUUAUCAAAUUUUAGUUGUCAAUACCAGGCACAGGAUUAUAGAGAGUACAAAAUAGGUGCCAUAUUCGAUGAGACAAACACAAAGCAGGAAGCCGCUCUGAGGGAAGCGGUAAGAGAAAUAAACGAAUUCGAUAAUGACAUAAAUCUGCGAGUGAUUGUGGAGCACAUCGAAAGAGACAAUCCGUACGAAGCAAUUAAAGCCACUUGCGAUCUUUUAGAAGAAGGCAUCGUUGGAAUAUUCGGUCCUUUUUCGGAAGACAACUCGAAUACCGUUCAAUCGAUAUGCGAUUUAAAGGAAAUUCCGCACAUCGAGGCGAGAUGGGACGAUUAUCCGCAAAACGGCACCCUCGUCAACGUUUACCCUUUCCCCGACACGCUGACCAAGACUUAUUACGAUCUAAUAACGGCUUGGGGAUGGAAGAACUUCGUGAUUUUGUACGAAAACAACGAGAGCUUGCAGAGAGUCGGGGAGCUGACGAAGCUCUUCGAUCCGAAGGUGCACAGGAUCGUCGUGAGGCAACUGAACUCCGCCAAAUCCGGCGGAAAUUACAGAUCCGUUUUGAAGGAAGUAUGGCGAGCCGACGCUACGCACUUCUUGUUAGAUUGUAGCAUCGAGAUACUGGAGGAAGUGUUAAGACAAGCGCAACAAGUAGGCCUAAUGACUAACAAACAUCACUUUAUUAUCACUAAUCUCGAUUUACACACAAUUGAACUGAUGCCUUACCAGUACAGCGAGACGAAUAUUACCGGGAUGCGUUUCGUGGACCCGGAAAACCCAGAUUUAACGGAAAAAUCGGCCACCAUCCACAGCGAAGACCCUCUUCAAAUCUUCAUGGGUUACAAGAUGAAACUCUCGGAAGCCUUGAUGUACGAUGCUGUAAAAAUGUUCGUGGAGGCGCUGAAGGCUUCGGAACCUCUGGUGGAACCCACGUCUAUAAGUUGCUACAACGGUAACGAUAAAUUGAGAACCGGAACCACCAUCGUUAACAUGAUGAAGAGCCUGGAAUAUCCAGGCUUGACGGGGUUCAUUAAAUUCGACAUAAAAGGCUUCAGAACCAACUUUGCGCUGGAUGUUUUCGAACUCAUGGAAGGAGGACAGACUGUUGUAGGACACUGGAACGAAUCGAAAAUUCCACCGCUGAAUAUAUCCCGAAUCAACCUACUACAAGAAGACCCAGGCGAUGAUAUCAGAAACAAAUCGUUCAAAGUUAUGAUAACAUUGACCGAGCCCUACGGUAUGAGAGUGGAAUCCACGGAUCUUCUGUUUGGUAACGACCAGUACGAGGGCUUUGCUAUUGAUAUAAUUAAAGAGUUAUCGGCGCUCAGAGGUUUCAAUUACACGUUUCUAGUGCGAGCCGAUGCGAGCAACGGCGAGCAAGAUAAGAACACUGGAAAAUGGAAUGGAAUUAUCGGAGAUCUCAUAGACGGAGUAGCCGAUAUAGCUAUAUGCGAUUUGACCAUAACAAUGAAAAGGGCGCAAGCUGUCGAUUUCACUGGACCCUUCAUGAUGUUAGGAAUUAGUAUUUUGUAUCAAAAGCCAACGAAAGCUCCGCCGAGUUUCUUCUCCUUCGCCGAUCCGUUCGCAUUCGAAGUCUGGAAACUACUGAUGUUAUCUUGGAUAGGCGUGUCUUUGAUACUUUUCAUGCUCGGCAGGAUUUCCCCCGCCGAAUGGGAAAAUCCGUACCCUUGCAUCGAAGAACCGGAGUAUUUGGUAAACCAACUUGACCUGAGAAAUUGCGUUUGGUUUAUCACUGGAUCCAUUAUGCAGCAAGGUUCCGAGAUUGAAUUAAAAUCGAUAUCUACGAGAAUGAUAGCCGGUAUGUGGUGGUUCUUCACGCUGCUGAUGGUCUCUUCCUACACGGCAAACUUGGCGGCGUUUUUAACCAGCGAAAAACCCGAUCCUCACUUUAACAACCUGCACGAACUGGUCGAAAAUGCGGAGUUUAAAGAAAUCAAGGUCGGCGCGAAAUCGGGAGGCGCUACUGAACAAUUUUUCAUGGACAAAUACAAAGCGGACGAAACCAGCGACUUUGGCAAAGCUUAUAAACUAAUGGAGAAAACUAAAGAGACUCUUAAAAUUAACGAUAAUAAGGACGGCGUCGCCGAAGCACAAAAGGGCCACUACGCCUUCUUCAUGGAAGACCAAUCGAUCGAGUACGAAACUCAAAGAAAAUGCGACCUUACUCAAGUGGGAGAAAAAUUGGACGAGAAAGGAUACGGCAUUGCAAUGAGAAAAAAUUCCUCGUACAGAAAUAGUCUAAGUACGGCUAUUCUAAAGCUGCAAAACGACGGAGUAUUGGACAAGUUGAAGAGGAAAUGGUGGGAAGAGCGUAAAGGAGGUGGCCAAUGUUACGACGAUGGGGCUUCUGGAGAUGCAGCAGCUAUGAAUCUCUCGGCUGUAGAGGGUGUAUUUUGGGUGACCAUCGGUGGUAGUAUAAUAGCAGUAAUUUGCGCGCUUCUAGAAUGCUUAAUGUACACCUUGAGAAAGGCCAAACGAACUAAAAUACCUUUCUCGGAAGCGUUUAUGGACGAAGCUAAAUUUUACUUCAGAUUCAAUGAAAUGACGAAGAAUGUUUGUUCGAACGAGGCGGAAUCGAAAGAAGGUACCGAGGAAAAUGGCGAUUUGGCCUACGGUUUGGUGAAUAAGCAAAAUAGUUCGGAAACGCUGCAAAGCAGCGACAGCAAUAAGAGCAAACGAAGGAGAAGCAGGAGCAAACGGAGCAAGACGAAUUUAGAAUUGCAACCUUCGAAUGUCGAAAAUACCUACAUUGGAUGGAGAAAGUAAUUUCAUUAGUAAUUUCAAUUAGUUUGGAAAUGUUACUGGUUGAUUUUUUGUAUAUGUAUUUACUAAAACUAAUAAAACCUGUAUAUCAUAAAAUUAGUUUAAUAAAAGCGCGUAGAUAAUAGUGAAUUUGUAUGUAAAUAGAU